Molecule: messenger RNA, 6442 nt
Organism: Portunus trituberculatus (swimming crab)
Lineage: Eukaryota; Metazoa; Arthropoda; Malacostraca; Decapoda; Portunidae
Product: carboxyl-terminal PDZ ligand of neuronal nitric oxide synthase protein-like
Exons: 7
Coding region: 597-2312 (571 amino acids)
Molecular function (GO): nitric-oxide synthase binding
Source: RefSeq, a predicted model, not a curated record
GGGCAGUGCGGGCGGUGGUGCUGCUCUAACGCGUGUCUCGUUUCUGGCUAUUAUGACUUGUUUACAUGAAGUGUCACAGCCACAAUUUACCGAGAAAUGACGCAGGCGAGGCACCGCUGGAGUGUUUACUAUCGUCCGUCCAAACAAAAUAACACAUCUUGUCGGCAAGUGUUGCCAUGAGGUCUGGUCUUGCUCCUUGACGUCACUAUGAGUCCAGUGUAGCGCUUAGUUGCCCAGGACGUUGCACGAGGCAGAGGAAGUGUUACCACCGAGCUGUGCAGACAAGCACAGUGGAAAAAAGGCUGUUGAGGAAGCAAUAAUGAUAAUAUUAAGAGAACGUAAGAUACAGAGGUUCUGUAUUGUGAUAUAACAAAUUGACAUAGUGAGUGGGCGAGAAGGCCAGUGGAUGCAAGUUGGUUGUUUAUUGGUGUGGUAAGAGGAACUGACUCGGGUUGAUGAUGGUGGUGACAUUGAUAUUUGAAGUGAAAUGGGCAAUGGGUAAGCGGUCAUACGUCCCAUGACGGUGAAGCUCAUGCCUGUCAGCGGCUAUAGGACACCUCAGCCCGUGCUGCGCCACCGGUCUGCCCCAAGGCGACAUGCUUAAGCAUCCGGGGGGGACAGACGCCGCAAUGUGCGUCCCGGACGACCGUCCACGUAAGAAACUUUCCUUCCGGGAACCUGAAGUUGUUACCCCGUCCAGGAACGGCGGCCAUACCUCUUCUCGCCGCCCACCUGACAGUACAACUCAGCCUCCCCAUUCCGUGCUGCACCAUCCGUCCCAUGAUCAUUCGGGCCAACACCAUCAAUCUGGCGACCAGCCCCCCUCCCACUACCACCCACACACUACAAGACAGGGGCUUGGCCGCCCUCACAGUAUUGCUGGCAUCGUGGGUUUGAGUGGCUUCAGUGCCCUGGGCGGCGUACCGGGCGUCACAAACAUGAUUCCCACCGUAUUGUCUCAAGGUGUUACCUCGUCUGGAACUGUGUCCGGCGUAACCUCGAUGCUCGGCAAUCCUGGUCUUCUCUCUCACCCGAGCAUUUUGGCUGGGGCACCAACACCUAUAUUAACUCCACCCACCAGUCCCACCCAUGCAGCGAGCAGCCAGCUUGCCUCACCACUACGCCAGGGACCCGCCAGCCAGCAGUCAACACCCACCAGUAAGACAGUGCCCACUCAGGUCUCCACAUCCUCGGCCAAGGCAUCUUCACCUGUAGAAUCUCCAUCGACCUCGAAAGACGCCGUCAACCAGCAGCCUUCAUCUGAGGCCAAAAUGUCUGCUGCUCACCAUCCUACCUCACCUACCUUAAAAUCCUCCUCCAACCCGCUGGCUGCCUCGUCAUCCAAGACACCUGUCAGUCCGCCGCCUCAGCGCCACGGGAGAGCCGUGUCGCUGCAGCCCAGCCCAGGGAAGUCCUUGCCCCCUAGUGGCAGCAAAGGUACCACAGGCCACACCAAGCCGACCAAGCCUGCAUCUCGCAACAGCUCACUAAAGAAACAAAGAUCAUCACCAGUCCAGCAGGCCGUGACUUUCCUUACAGAGCAUGGAAUAGUUAAUGGCCGGCAGAGAAGCCAAUCCAAUGCAGCGGCCAAUACUCUUAGCAUCGAAGACAUUGAUUUAGAGAGCCAGGCAAUGAGAGUGGUGAGAACAGUGGGGCAAGCGUUCGAGGUGUGUCACAAGAUCUCUGUGAAGGACACGCCGCAGUCUCAGGAUUCCGCUGAAGACGAAACGAGCGAGCAGGGCUCAGACGCGUCCACAGAGAAGUUGAAGAAAGAUCUACUGGACACAGAGAGCACCCAGGAGGACCUAGUCACGCUCACUCCCUCGGACUCAGUAAAUGAAGACUCUGUGGAGCACCUACUGCAGCGACCCAACAAACUGGAACCCCUUGCGCCCCCUGCUGGCUCAGACAUCUUCCUCAAAGGUGCUGGAGAAACCUACACAUCUCCCCUUAGUGAACCUCUGCCGUCAGGUGACUCUUUACCCAUGGCUGGCACUCCACUCUCAGUGCAUCAUGAGCUGCAGCUGCUGAGAGAACAGCUUGAACAACAACAACAACAGACUCAAGCAGCAGUAUCUCAGGUUCAUUUGUUGAGGGAUCAGCUGGCAGCUGAGACUGCAGCCAGGCUAGAAGCCCAGGCUCGAACUCACCAACUACUGGUGCACAACAAGGAACUCCUGGAACACAUCCAGGCGUUGGUGUUGCAGGUUCGGGAAAUGGAGAUGAAGAUGAGUGGGAGUGGUGGUGUCAUGCCAAGCACACAGCUUCUUCCUUCACCUCCAGAGAUAAAAUCUCAGAAGCAUGGUGUUUAGUGGCUGCUGCAACGAGUGGCCAACUCAUGCUCUCUCUCUGGCCAGCUCUUGGUGACCGAUGCCAGCCCUGGCCACAGUAGCCAGUUAGCUGCAGCGUUGGAUCUUGGGGGUACAGCAUCCCUCCUCUUCCACUCCUCUGAACUACCACCCACACCCUCCCCAAGUAUAGCUCACCAUCAGUUCCUCUUCCCAACCCCAUCUCCCCCAAUCCACAUGGCAUCUUUCCCCUCUGACGGGUUGCCUAGUGGGCUUAACCAAGAAUCUAGUACUGUUCCUCACGCUAAUGAAACCUUGGCCCGUUCAGUUUCUGUGGGGCCACUAAUACACCCUUUACCUUUGUGGGGAGGUGAUGCAAACAAUGCUGGGGAAGUAACCCUGGCUGUGCCCCAACAGGAACCUUCUAUGAAUUCCAAGCUGCAAGGAGUCCCUCGACCUCGAUUAGCUCAGCGUCCUGAGGAAUGCAGCAGCACCCCCUCCCUCAGCAGUGAGAGUGACCUCAAACGGGACAGCAGCGGCCAGUCCUCAGGGGAGAGUGUUACCCAGGCUGUGGCACAGCUCUAUGCUUUAGAGCCUCAUCGUCUGGCCCAAGUGCCAGAAGAUGCUGUCACUCUAGGUCCCUAUGGACCAACUCCCCUUGGUACUCCCCGCAAUCUGAAUGGACCCAUCACGCGCACUGCCAGUGAGCGAGUCUCCCGGCAGGAGACACUGGCUCAGCUGCAGCGCAUGGCAUGGGCCCGGCAUACAACAAAGUGAAAAUAUGAACUAUUGAAGUCAAUGAAAACUUCCAAAGUUUAGAAGUAAUUACAUUAUAUAGUUAAGUGUAAAUUCCUCCUGAAGUAAUGGUAGAUUUUAAAAUGGACCUUAAAAAUGCAUUCUUAAAAGAUGUUCUUGCUGAACAUGAAGUCUAUUUUCUAUUGCCCCAUGUUGAGUUUGUAAUAGGUCCUCAAAAAAAAUUAUAAAGAAAUGUUUGCAUCAGAGUAUUUCACUCCAUAGGGGACAGAAAGGACAUAUGUACGGGUGUACAAGUGGGAAUGUGAUGUGCAUGAAUGAACAGUGACCAGCUGAAGCUUCACCCUCAAAACCUGUGAUAUAGUUGAGUGUCCCUUGUGUGUUAUCUCAUUUCAUUUUAUCAUUCUUAUUCUUAUUAUCAUUAUUGCUAUUAUUAUUAUUAUUAUUAUUAUUAUUAUUAUUAUUAUUAUUAUUAUUAUUAUUAUAUUUUUAUGAUUUAUAUUCUUUUAUCUUGGCUGCCCCACCUUACAGGGAAUAACAGCAUAAUUUAUAAAUAGUUACAUUACUAUUAUUUUUACUUUAUUAUCAUUACCAUUAUUAUUAUUAUUUUAUUAUUAUUAUUAUUAUUAUUAUUAUUAUUAUUAUUAUUAUUAUUAUUGCUGAAAUAAUUCUCAUUACUGCUCUUAACAUUCAGUGUACAAAGCAAGAUCUUGAUAACUAUUAGCCAUGAAGGCUGCCCACUUGGAUGUUGAAUCUCACAACUUCCAAUAAAGUUAGACUACUUCUUGCAGGAUUAAUUUAUAUGAAAGAAGCAUUCUGUGCAGUGGCAGCUUGUUCUUUAAUCUUAAAGAGAACUCCAUGUAAUCUAGUUUAAGACAAAACAAUUGAUUAUUAAUGAAUGUAAUGUCAACAUGCUGUGGGACAUAAUGACAGGGAGUCUGGAGGUGGCUGGCUUAAGCUUGAAGCUCCCAUGGAAGGUGACCUAUGGAUUGUUCAGAGUUGAUGUCAUGAUCAUGCCAUAUCACCAGUGUUAAUAUAGAAGCAUCAAUGUAGGUCACAUGCGAGAGCAUUGUGUUUGUGGCAAAAGUGUACAUCACCAACCUGAACCAUUUCCCAGCUCCAUAUUCCUUUGUAUAUAUUUCCAAACUAGCAUAAGAUACAUGUUCUGUAUAUUUUUAUGUACACUUCAGAGGUAGGCGACAAGACAAAUCAUACCAGUAAAUACACUGUAUGUAGCAUUAAGGAUCUGGAAUCUCAUAUGAUUAGUUCCUUGGUCGUUGUAACCCAUUUUUUAUUGUCAUGUAGCUACUGACGUUAUUAUGAUUGUGUUAUAUGUCUUUGGUACCACACAUCUUGUCCCUGUUAGGUUAGCACAGAAGUAACUUUCUCCUGAUGUGGUACUACCUUUUAUGUUCCAGUGCCAACAUAGUGCCAAAGUGCUUUGCUGAGACAUACACAAGUGAAGACCAUUAUAUCAUCUUCUGUGUUGUAUUCACUCAUCAGAAGUGCUGUGGUGAAGGCAGUUAUCAGAUUAUUCUCAAUGGCUUUAACAGGAGUAAAAUAUAAAUUUGUGAAAAAAUGGCUCUAACUGAAGGAAUAGUAUUGACUGUGACUGAGAAUCUUUCUUGGUGAGGUGGGUGAUAGAGCCUAUUGCUAAAGAGGGUAGCAUGGAAUUAGAUGCUAUAUCUUCCUGUGUUUCUGAUAUCAAAAAUUUGAUUUAUUUUUUAUUGUUACAAAUGUAAAGUAGUAAAUUGUAGCCAAAUCUAAACAUCUUUUAUUUGCUGAAUUCAACUAAAAAUCCAAGUUUACACAUACGUAUUUCCCACUUGGUUUUAGAGUGAGAAACAAUCUGUUGUGUAUCUUAGAUGAUAAUCAUAAUAAUCUGGAUUUGAUAAGAAAUCCAUAUUCAUUGCUUAAUAGAACUGGCUUUUUGUUUCCACAAGUUUGAUAAACUUGGUAAUAUUGACAAUUAUAAGGUGAAAUUAAGUAGUAAUGGUGUAGAAAGUAAGCCUAAAACUUCAAUACAUUUAUCCAGCAGGUUGUGAUGAAUAAAACUAUUAUAAAUUAUUGGCAUACUGAAGAUAAAAUCCAAGACACUUUAUUUCCAUAUCAUCAUGCUGUUGAGAAGAUCAUUAUGGAUGUAAAUUACAAAUGGAUAAAAAGUAAUUUAUAUUAAAACAGGCCUGAAUUUGUUUUAUAGUUAAUCAUAAAGUGGAAAGAGCAUGAUAUAAUGUAUUUACGAUUGACAUGUAGGCCUCAAAAGAAAUGAAAUUACUAUAUGUUAAUGUAAUUUCUAGUUUGUGAAAAGAGAGAAAAUCCAUACAUGAUUCAAACCACUGCUAGUCUGCUUGAUCACCCAUGCAAACAUAGAGGCUCAGAAUGCUUGCUUAGGAGUAGUAAUAUCUUUCACACUCCUACUGGUUUAGGAGUGUUUAGAAGAGAUAUUAUAUGUAGUAUAUAAUGGUAUUGGUAGGUAUGUACUUAAGCUUAAUUGUACUUUAAGAGAAAACAUGAAGUCUAGUCUUUAAAGGUAGUGGCUCCAACAUUAUUUCUGUGACUGCACUCGGUUCAUAUUUCCCUGAGAUGAGAAUUGGAAUAAAAUUGCUUAAAUUUUGCCUCAAAAUUGUAAAAUGAAGUGCAUGUAUGUAUAGAAUAUAUAACCAUAAAAACUGGAAGACUGUAAUUUGUGAUUAUUUCACUGUUGAGCUUAUGACUGAGAUAAUUUUAAACACAGAAAGAGCAUCCAUUUCUGUAAAUGUUUCUUACUGAAACAGAGGCUUUCUUUACUCGAAGAAUUUAUAUACAGUAGUAGGUGAUGACACCUUAAAAUGGAUAUGAUGAAAGUUCUUCUAACUUCAUUGUAUACAUUUAGAGAAAAAUUAUUUAUUUACAGGGUUGUUAUAACAGCAUCUUUGAAGAAAGUCAGUCAGUUGGUACCCUUGUAUAUAGAUAUCAAGAAUCUAGACAUCAGCAGGUUCCAGCAUAGUCAUUGGCUCUUGCAGUGUUCCUUUGGUGUAUCCUUAGUGAUGCUGAAGCAAGUUUAUAAGUCAAUUUUCAACUUAAACUACUAUGUUGAUAAGUAAUUGAGGAACAACAGUAAAACUCUUGACUUCUCAUAUGUAUUUUCCCAGUAAUGUUUUUUGACCAGUGUAUGUGCAGUGCGACAAUUAAGAAACUCCUUUUUUGUUUGUGCCUACUUGAUGUACCGUUUUUGUAGAAUUCAUGUUUAUUUUUAAGAUGAUCAGAAGAAUGGGUGCAGGGAAAUGCUUAUGUUUCAUUAUAUUUUAUAUAAUAAUUUCAUAACUUGAAACUUGAAUAAGGCACUUGUCAUUGAGAUGUCCAGAUAUUCACAUGUAUUGAUUUCCUCUUUCAUCUAUCCUUCAAUGAAAUAAUUUCAGGAA